CUUCCGGGUCGCCGCUCGGGGCCGGGGGGGGGCCUCGCUGCAGCUGCCGCAGCCGCCAUCGCCGCCGCGAUGCCGAAAGGAGGUAGAAAAGGAGGCCACAAAGGCCGAGCAAGACAGUACACAAGUCCUGAAGAGAUUGAUGCCCAGCUCCAAGCAGAAAAGCAAAAGGCAAGGGAAGAAGAGGAGCAAGAAGAAGGAGGUGAAGGAGCAACAGGGGACCCCAAAAAGGAGAAGAAGUCUUUAGAUUCAGAUGAGAGUGAUGAAGAUGAUGAGGAUUAUCAGCAAAAGCGCAAAGGAGUGGAAGGGUUGAUAGACAUAGAGAAUCCCAAUCGUGUAAUUCAGACAACCAAAAAAGUAACUCAACUGGACCUGGAUGGACCUAAGGAACUCUCGCGACGAGAGCGAGAGGAAAUAGAGAAACAAAAGGCAAAAGAAAGAUACAUGAAAAUGCACCUAGCUGGCAAAACAGAACAAGCGAAGGCAGAUCUUGCCCGACUAGCCAUCAUUCGGAAGCAAAGGGAAGAAGCUGCCAGAAAGAAAGAAGAAGAAAGAAAAGCAAAAGACGAAGCGGCUAUGGCAGGUAAAAGACUGCAGUCACUAUCCCUUAACAAGUAAGCACAGGACAUGCAAGAGGAGGAAACUCCAGGGAACUGUGCCUGGUGCCUGCCAGGAACUCUGUCGUGUUGCAUACCAUAGAUGCCACGUAGGGUGUACUGCGGCAUCGAAGUCACCUUCACCUCCAAGAGACACUGACGAUGUGUUUGUCCUCAUCCUGGCACAGAUUUCCAUUUGGGGUUAGGGGCAGCUGCUAUCUUCGGUGCAGAACUGUGCUGAACAGCAAUUCUCUGUAACAGUUUGGAAAUCUGAAUGUUUUUGCUGAUUUUAGGAUUCAGAACUCAUAGACGGGGCAGGGCGGGAGGGAGCUGUGCGGGAGGGGAGCUGCUUCAAAUAUUAGAUUGCAAGAAAAUAGAUUGUGGGGUCAUUGUGGGGUGGGGCAUGGGGUGGGGAAUUUUGACUUGCUAGUGAAAGCCCAAAGGAUAAUGUAUCUGAGGAAUCCUUUUUGGGCAAAUGGCCCAUCAAAUUUUGCUGCAGGGUGUUGCAGUGUAAGCUGGGAGCCUGACUUCAUGGACAUCUGGAGUGCCGUUUCUUCCCGGUUUCAUCCCUCCUUUCUUGCAGCCAGUCUCCCCUUUUCCCUCCUCUUCAUUUUUUUUUUUUUCUUCUCCUUAUUAGGGAUAGUGCCAGUUUUUAACCACAUCAUCCUUUGUUUAAAGGAAAAAAACCAAACAACAUUAAUUGUAUCAGACCCAGAUGGAAAAAAAAACUUGAUAAAGUUUAAAAAACGACAACAACAGAACUUGUAUAUUUGGCUGAUUAAAAUGUAAGUUAUCAUAA
Messenger RNA from Harpia harpyja (harpy eagle), 1392 nucleotides. It is a transcript of the gene PDAP1, whose product is annotated as PDGFA associated protein 1. The transcript is spliced from 6 exons. The record is from RefSeq and is a predicted model, not a curated record. Gene Ontology annotation, molecular function: RNA binding. Gene Ontology annotation, cellular component: cytosol. NCBI's taxonomy places the organism in Eukaryota, Metazoa, Chordata, Aves, Accipitriformes, Accipitridae. The coding region runs from base 70 to 615 and encodes 181 amino acids.